Daphnia pulex (common water flea) is the source of this 5205-nucleotide messenger RNA. RefSeq lists its product as uncharacterized. The transcript is spliced from 8 exons. NCBI's taxonomy places the organism in Eukaryota, Metazoa, Arthropoda, Branchiopoda, Diplostraca, Daphniidae. The record is from RefSeq and is a predicted model, not a curated record. The coding region runs from base 477 to 4823 and encodes 1448 amino acids.
GCUAUAUUUGUCAAUUCAAAAAAUGUGAUCCGCCCACUCCGGGAAUUUAUUACUUCAUUUUUUGUUUUUUUCCUUACAAAAAGAUUGUGAUUGUGAGACGACUUUUACCAUUGUUUGAUAAGAGAGCACUGUUGUUACACAUAAAAAAAAAAAAAACUGCUAAACAAUCGGACGAAUCGAGAUCGCCUGGGGCAGUAAAUCCUCCUUGAAAGAGAUCGCCCCCUCUCCCUCCCAUUUUUCACCUUUCUUCUCUCUCAUUUUUCACCUCGGCAUGGCUGGAGGCUAUUUUACUUUAGUCCUCACGAGUCGACGCCAGCAGCUUCUCGCCAAGAGAGUGUGUCAGUCUAGCGAAACAAUUCUUCGAGUGCUGUUGUUCUCUGAAGACAAUCCAGUCAAGUUUAGGCCUGUUCCAGUUCCUGUGAAAUGUGUAUUCUGAAGGUGUUUUGAGUUGGCUUUUUUCAUUAUAAAACUACCUGAUGGCUUCCUGUCCACUUGCCAUCCAGCUGAAGCUGGAGGAUCAAAUCCCAUUUGUGGAUGCUGAAGGUUCGUGUGAUGGAAGUAUCAGCAGUGUGGGCACAGGUAGCAUUUUGGGACACUCCACCACCAGUGAAGAAUACCUGGACAAGAAUGAAAGUCAAGAGAGACUUUGGAAGUUUCAUCAGGGCCAUCAAGAUUCAUCAAUGGGCGAUCAUCACAGUUUGAAUAAUAUUCUAGACACUGUUUCGUCAUCCCAAACCAGGCUGACAGAUCUGGAUUAUUCUUCAGUGGACCAGCUUGAUGGGCCACACUUGAACAACUCCCAUGAAUCUAUCAAGAUCGAUUCCCUUCUAGAGAAAACUGUCAUUGAUGAUGAACCAGUGCAAGACGAAUGCAAGACCCCAUCCAAAAAUGUCACAAAACUGGCUAGACCCAGCACACUCAUCCUGGAGAAGGACGUUAAAGGGGGAUUUGUUUCUUUGACAUCUGCAUAUGCCUCCCUGAGUGAACAGAUGAGCGAUAACUACGAGUCCAUCUAUAACAGCAGCGUCGGUUACGGCUGCAAUGGUCAGCUGAGCCCGUCGAAAUCCAUUCAUUCGACCGUUUCCAGUCCAUCAACGCAACCCCAUCACUAUAUUUCAUCGUACCGAGUAGCACGAACAUCGUUAUCACGGCGGACGGGUUCCAAAGUUGCGGCGGCGGUGACUUCAGCCUCGUCGUCAUCUUCAUCGUCGACCUUGGAUCGAGUCGGAGUCGACCCUUGUCAUCGGCUACAAAUGAUACUGAAACAACGCUAUCAACAGCUCUGUGACAGCUUGCCGGCUGUGUCGUGGUGUCCGGAUUUCCAUCCACCCGUCCGACAAAUGAUAUUCAGUCUGGCCCGUGAUUCCUCAUGGGAGAAAGGCACGGCGACCCCUCAAAGACCUAAUCUACGCCGGAUUCCCCUUCAUGGCAUCUUUGCUGAGGACCGCAGAUCUGAUAGGCCGAAAUCUGGUGGGCAGAGGCUCCUAAUUAUGGGUGAGACGGGGUACGGAAAAACGACUUUGUUGCUCCGGCUACUGAACGAUUGGAGCACGCAAGAUCCAGCCUUGGGCUACUUGGCACGAUUCAAGCUAGUCUAUUUCCUUUCUUGUCGUGACUUGUCUAGCCAGCGUGUCAAUCUAUUUGGUUCGCCAACUAAAGAGGAGGCCGAAUUAGCCGCUGGUUUAGCACCCGAUACGGAGAAUCAAACGCUCUUCCUCUUGGAUGGAUUAGAUGAGCUCAACAAUUGGCCUGAAGAGAUGAAAGACUUGCUUGAAGGGCGCCUUUAUCCGGCCAGCACAGUCUUAGCCACUUCCCGUCCGGUGCCCUCUGCUGUUUCCCAUCCGGCCUUUCACAAGCGCAUCAUCAUUCACGGCUUUGAAUUGGUCCAUGUUGAGAGUUUUAUCCGCUCGUUUUUCGCCACGCCGCACGACCUCGAGCGUGACCAACCACCCGCAAUGAUGGAUCUUCUCCAGGCGCGUCCUCGUCUCAUGAAAUUGGCAUCCAACCCGCUCAUGUGCUUCCUGCUUUGCCUUGUCUUCCAAGAGGAAGGUGGCAGACUGCCGGAAUCGGCCGCUGAGCUCUUUGGUAUUCUCAUGCGCUUUGUCAUGCUGCGCUCCCUGCGCCAACAGACUCAACAAGGUCACAUGACCACACAGCAGCGCAAAAUUCUCCUGGACUUUGGUCGGUUGGCGUUGCAAGGAAUCAAGGAGAACCGUUACCUCUAUACGGAUGCAGAGAUCAAAACCGCUUGCCAAACACUCGACAUUGUAAAAUGGGGAUUCUUGAUCAAAGGCAUCAACGUCAACGCCAAGGGGCAAAAGCGGAUCUUUUAUCAGCCAAUCCAUUCCGCCUGGAGUGAAUACGCUGCCGCAUUGUAUCUGGCCUCAGUCUCGCAUUACGCCAAUAUUAUUCAAAGAGAAGUCUACAGCUUGCCUCUGGAUGCCGAGCCCUGUUUGACAACAAGUGCCGGGAUCUACCGCAGCUCUCUGCAGGUGUUGUUUUUCCUGUGCAGCGUCCUGUCGAAAAAGGCUUAUCUGCUGUACAACAUCCUGUCGCCAUUAGAAUUCCCCUGUGUGACUUUAUUGAGUUUUCUGCAAACAGCCGGUCGGAGCAAUGUUAACGUGGCCGCCCUCUGUAAACUCGUCCAGGGUCAUGCAUCAGUUACAACAUCAGCCGAGAGCCAACUGCAAAGUUGGUCUGCUUUGGUUGACCACCCAGAAUGUCUGCUGCACUCGAUGGCCAUUCGCUACGAUGGACUCGUCGACGGAUCCGCCCUUUCCUCGCUGGUUGACGUAGUCGGACGCAACUCGACGCUUCACACGCUCAAAAUUUCAGCUGUAAUCGGUCAAGGUCUGGAGGCAACUGAUUUGGCCCAAGUGGCCCGCCAACUGGGUCCGAUGAUGAGCAAACCAAAGUUACAGACCUUGGAAUUGGCCAUUUCGUCCGUUGAUGAGGACGUGCCCAUUGCCGACGCACUCCAACCUCUCGUCGAUGCCCUUUGCUCCUCCAUCGGCAACACGGCCGUCUCUAAACUUGUCCUAGAUAUGGAAUUAAGUGCCGGACAAGUGACGCAGCUGGGCGAAGCUUUACCUUCGAGCAGUGUUCGCUCUUUACAUCUUUUACACUUAUCGUGCGCCUGGAAUGGCCUCCAGGCGCUUACCUCCUUAAUUAACAACCCUGGCGGUAGCGUAACUGGACUCGAUUUAAGCGGCUGCUGGGCGGCCACGUCUUCAACCAGUCAAUCUAUUCAGGUGGUAGUUGAUUCGCCGACAGCCUGCGGGACUUUGUCCGGUAGUAGCACCUGCUCGACCGGGUCUCCGGCAGCAACUCCAACACCGGACCCGUUAAAUCACCACUCGCCCCGUCCGACCAAGCAGCAGCAACAACAGCAGCAAUUCCUUUCGCUACCUAGAAGGCCUACGCGUGGAUCGCGCAGUUACAGCAGUCUCACUCGAGCAGGCCAGCAAAAUACUCAACAAGGAUUGUCUUCCUCGUCCAAUUAUCUGUCACGAACGGACGAAAAGCGACGAUCCGAUUCUAUGCUCUUCCAGAAAGUAUUGCUUCCAUUACCGGCUUGCGAUCGUUCGUCUCACCUCCAGUGCGGUUUCCACCUGCUGUUUGAUGCUCUGAGACAACCAUCGUGCCGACUAACGCAGCUCAAUCUCAGCAAGUCUUCCAUAAGUGUUUCCGACGCCAUGUGUUUAGGCGAAAGUUUGCGGAAAAAUCGUGUCCUGAUUUCUCUCCGACUGGAGGGCCUCUCCAGUUUGAAGGAAGUUCUUCCCGUUUGUUUAUCGCUGGCCGAAAACAAGGCUCUCCAGCUUCUCGACGUCAGUUCUAACCAUGUGCUGGUGAACGACUCCGCUUUUCAGCUCAUUUGCCGCGCCCUGGGUCGUAAUUGUAGUCUCCAGUCGCUGAGAAUGUGCGGAUGGACUUUCUGUCUCGAAGAAGAAGACACUUUCAAAACGCUGUCUGAUGCCGUUCAAACAUGUCGCCUGCGAGAACUGGCUCUUUCCUCAUCGCUGAUCCGCAUCCCGUUUCAAGACAAACGCAGUCGACUGUCUUCUGCUUUACUUGGUCCGGUCAUGCUUGACGAAUUGGUGGCUCUGAUGUCGCAAGAAGGGUUCGAUCAAAUCCGUUCCGACUGGCUGGCCUUCCUAAAACUGGAUAAUUGCCGACUGGAAUUGAAUAGCAAAUUGACGUUGCGUGGCGCCCACUUAGUUUUUUUCACGAGCGGUUUCCAGCGACUAAGUGAAGUCAAUCUAGCGCUGGAUGUCUCCCAUGCCACUGAACCCUUGAGAGACAAAGCUUCGCUGGCAUUUUUCCAGUCUUUAUCGCAGUCCUGCUCUCAGCUAAGAACUUUAGUGCUGAAUAAUUGGAGGUUCCAAUGGAGCAAACCGGACAAGGUUCUCAAGGGUAUUGCUAAAAGCUUGAAGAACAUGUCAUUGAGCUGCAUCAGUUUAGAUGGAUUGACUGUCCAAUCAGAUCAACCAUCUUCAAUUGCCGAGAUGUCAUUCGCUCUCGUACUCAUUUCGACUUUGAACAACCUGACUCAGUUGUCACUCAAUGGCUGGCGAUUGAGCAACGAAGAUGCCUUUGAUUUGGGCAAAGCGAUUCGUGAAAAGCUGUCGAGUAACGUCCUGGAACUAUCGCUUAAGAACGUGCCUUCACAGACGAACCGAUUGGUGGUCAAGGUGGCGGAAGAGUCCGGAAGAGUGACCGCCAGCCGCGGUAGCAGCGGCUGCCUGUACCGAUUCAAGAAGACGGGUCGAGCCCCAAGUUUCCUCAACAAGAUGAUGCUAAUCACAUCCUCUUGGAAAGAAUGAUGAAUUGCAAUCCUGAGUCUUAGUGUGAUUCUCAAACUGUGAUCGUUUGUUUGUUCCCUAAACACAAACCAGAUAGUUCGAUCUUUACUUUAAAUGUUUUUGCAUCCCACCCAAGUGGCGCGUUUGUUUCUUCCCGCCACGAGAUUUUCUUACUGUUUUCACACGUCCCGUGUUGCCAUUAAUCACAUGACCUUAUGUAUCGUUGCCUUAUUGACACACUAUCUCACUUGUUUGCCCUUCUCCCUUUCUGCCACUAGAUCCUGUACUUUUUUUUACAAACCACUUUUUGUUACAGACCUGCACUUUUCCCUAGCAAUAGGUUUGAAUAGUAUCACACAAUAUUUUCAUUGGAUGUUCAAUAUAUUGACAUAUUGCAACCAUA